AUGUCAAUAGCAAGUGUUGAAGAAGACUUGAAGAACACUCAUCGAUUGCUAGUGGGAAGGGUGACAGAUUUCCAGGUAUCAAAUCAGAGAAUCAUGUGCAGUGCGUCUCCUUCUGGGGCAGCCGUGCCGCUCUGCUACGAGCACCUGAACGGAUCCUGUGUGAAAACCCCCUACUCGCCAGGUCCCCGCCUCAUCCUCUACACGGUGUUCAUCUUUGGAUCUGCGCUGACUGUAUUUGGAAAUCUCCUGGUGAUGAUUGCAAUUCUCCACUUCAAGCAGCUGCAUUCUCCAACCAAUUUCUUGAUCGCCUCCCUGGCCUGUGCAGACUUCAUGGUGGGAGUGACUGUGAUGCCCUUCAGCACAGUGAGGUCCGUGGAGAGCUGCUGGUACUUUGGGCAGCGUUACUGUCAACUCCACUCUUGUUUCAAUGGGUCAUUCUGUUACGCUUCCAUCUACCACUUGUGCUUUAUCUCUCUGGACAGGUACAUUGCCGUCUCCGACCCCCUGGUCUAUCCAGCCAGGGUCACUGUGUCUGUUUCUGGCUUGUGUAUUGCCUUCUCCUGGCUCUUUCCCAUUAUUUACACUUUUUCCCUUCUUGGCACAGGAGCAAAUGCAGCUGGCCUGGAGGAUCUAGUAAGUGCUCUCACCUGUGUGGGAGGCUGUCAAAUUGCAGUGAAUCAAAGUUGGGUAUUGGUGAAUUUUCUAUUAUUUUUCAUUCCCACCCUUGUGAUGGUAGUUCUGUACUCCAAGAUUUUCCUCAUUGCUAAACACCAGGCUGGACAAAUUGAGAGUCUGAGCAAUAAGACUGGGCGAUGCUCAGACAGCUACCAAGACAGAGUGGCCAAGAGGGAGAGAAAGGCUGCAAGAACGCUGGGCGUCGCAGUGCUAGCGUUUCUGAUCUCCUGGCUGCCUUACUUCCUGGAUUCCAUCAUUGAUGCCUUCUUAGGUUUCAUCACUCCCACGUAUGUUUAUGAAAUACUGGUUUGGAUUGCUUAUUAUAACUCAGCUAUGAACCCCUUGAUUUAUGCUCUCUUUUAUCCCUGGUUUCGAAAAGCCAUCAAACUCAUCGUCACAGGCAAAGUCUUAAGAGAGAAUUCCUCAACAAUAAAUUUGUUUUCUGAGUAG
Molecule: messenger RNA, 1125 nt
Organism: Dama dama (fallow deer)
Lineage: Eukaryota; Metazoa; Chordata; Mammalia; Artiodactyla; Cervidae
Product: trace amine-associated receptor 7a-like
Exons: 2
Coding region: 1-1125 (374 amino acids)
Biological process (GO): G protein-coupled receptor signaling pathway
Cellular component (GO): membrane
Molecular function (GO): trace-amine receptor activity
Source: RefSeq, a predicted model, not a curated record